Molecule: messenger RNA, 3471 nt
Organism: Anneissia japonica
Lineage: Eukaryota; Metazoa; Echinodermata; Crinoidea; Comatulida; Comatulidae
Product: solute carrier family 23 member 2-like
Exons: 14
Coding region: 177-1901 (574 amino acids)
Biological process (GO): transmembrane transport
Cellular component (GO): membrane
Molecular function (GO): transmembrane transporter activity
Source: RefSeq, a predicted model, not a curated record
UGCCUGUCUCGCGCCAAACCGCUCCAUUCAUUCAUUCAUUAGUUUUUGUUGUGUAUGUUGUAACAUAGUGCUAGGCCUACCAACACAAGUUAGCUUAGGCUUAUAUGUUCGUGAAAGGUGAUUUUUUUUGUAUCCAGAAAGCUCAUUGACUGCUGUCUUGCUACCAAUUUUAAACAAUGGAAUUCAAGGAGACAGAUGUGGAUGCAGGGGAUGGUACACAGACAGGAAAUACCGGAGAAAUAACUGGAAAGAUUAAAGCCAAAGUCAUCAUGGAAAACAUGAAAGGAGACUUGACUUACGGAAUCCAAGAUGUUCCUCCGAUAUCUACCUGCAUUUUUCUUGGCUUCCAGCAAUAUUUGACUAUGUUUGGAGCAACGUUAGCCAUCCCACUGCUUUUGUCGGCUGUCUUUUGUAUGGACCAUGAUCUGGUAGCCCUAAGUGAACUUAUUGGUACUAUUUUCUUUGUUUCUGGCUUGGCAACACUUUUGCAAACUACGUUUGGCUGCAGACUACCCAUUGUACAAGGGGGAACUUUUGUAUUUGUUGCUCCGACAUUUGCCAUUCUAGGUCUCCAAGGAGAUUGUCCUGCGCCACCUUUGGAAAAUGCAACACAGGCUGAUGUAGAUGAUUCAACAGAGGUUUGGCAAAGCAGAAUUAGAGAAUCACACUCUCCACUGUAUGUGUUCAAUUAUACUUGUUUUUUCUGCAGUACUAUCGGACUGAUUGUUCUGUUUUCGCAAUACUUGAAGGAACUCAACAUUCCAUUUCCAAGCUACUCACGAAAUAAAGGCAUCCAUGCUGUAUGGUUCCCAGGUUUUAAGUUAUUUCCAGUUAUUCUUGGUAUUAUGAUCUCAUGGAUACUGUCCAUCAUCAUCACGGCAACUGGUGGUUUCCCUGACGACCCGAAUAUCUACGGUUACAAUGCUAGAACUGACAGUCGUAUUGGUGUUUUGGAGCAGUCAAAAUGGUUCCGCUUCCCUUAUCCAGGACAGUGGGGACUACCAUCCGUUACUGUAGCUGGAGUGUUUGGAAUGUUAGCUGGCGUUCUGGCAUCUAUGGUUGAGAGCAUUGGUGAUUACUACGCUUGCGCACGUCUCUCCGGUGCACCUCCACCACCAACCCAUGCUAUAAAUCGUGGAAUUGGUAUUGAAGGGAUUGGCUGUAUAAUAGCUGGUCUGUGGGGAUCAGGAAAUGGGACAACAUCGUACAGUGAAAACAUUGGUGCUAUUGGUAUAACUAAGGUUGGAAGCGUGCGAGUUGUACAAGUGGGAGGCUUCAUCAUGAUUCUGUUAGGCUGCUUUGGCAAGUUUGGUGCCCUCUUUGUCACAAUUCCAGAUCCAAUUGUUGGUGGUUUAUUUUGUGUGAUGUUUGGUAUGGUGACAGCAGUCGGUUUGUCUAAUCUGCAGUUUGUUGAUUUGAAUUCCUCUCGCAAUCUAUUUGUCGUUGGCUUUUCAUUGAUCAUGGGAUUAGUAAUUCCCAAUUGGUUGAAUGAAAACCCAACUGCAAUUCAGACAGGCAUCUCUGAAAUUGACCAGAUCAUUACAGUUCUGCUGAGUACCAGCAUGUUCGUUGGCGGUAUCCUUGGAUUUCUCCUUGACAACACCAUUCCAGGAACUGAUGAAGAAAGAGGUUUAUUAAAGUGGCGUGAGGUUUAUGGGAAGAAAAAUGUUGACCAAGAUGUUGUUAAUGAAAUCUAUAAUUGCUAUGACCUACCCUGGGGUAUGGAUUACAUUCGCAAGUGUAAAUUCCUUAAAUAUGUACCCAUCUCUCCCACAUUCACUGGGUUCGCCAGACAAAGAUAUUCAAGUGUGCGAAGUACGGAAUCAAGUAGAAGAAGGAAAGAAAAAAAUGGAGAUUCAAACCAAGGCAACCCCCAAGGUAUAGAUAUGGCCAGUGUGUAGGAAUGCAAAGACAGGCAAUCCAGGCUUUCAUCAGAAGUUAAUAAAUGAUUCAGGGAUUCAUAAACAUGUUAAGGAAUAAUAUGACAAUUUAAUUAACCAAACUGGUUUUUACUUAUUGAUAAUCAUCUGAUUAUCCUCGCUGCCCAAUGUCAUGAAUUCCUCAUCUUCUUGUUAAAUCUGUAGUUAUGUUACAGCACUAUUAAUAACAGUACUUGUUGACAAAUCCAAAUUGCUAAUUAUAUCUCAAUAAGACAACAAUGCCUUGCAUAUUAAUUAGGUGAUUGUAAAGUAAAUUAUUACUAUCUGAGUAGUAGUGUGUAUAUUGAAUCUGUAGUUUGAAAAAUAGGGUUCUCAUUAAUUCAUCAUGUACAGUACAUCUAUUUUGAUCAUUAAUAAUCUAAUUUAUAAAUAAUAUGUGAAGUACACUGUUUUGUUUUCUUUGUUCUUACAUACACUUAGAUUCCUUAAGAUGAAUCAAUAAAACAUUGGUUUUAAUUUAAAAACCUAAAUGCACAAUGGUUGGAAAAGUAUUGAUAUUUACAGAGAUACACAGUGUUGCAAAAUGCUAAUAGAACUGUUUAGAAAUUACCAAUGGUACAUAAAAUAAUAAUUUGAAGUUUUUUGUGUGUAUAAAAUACAUGCAUUUUAGCAAAAACAAAAUAUUAUAACGUAAUUUUAACAAUACACAGAAAAAUCGUGCGUAAUUCUAUAUUUGUAUACUGUACAUUUAAACAAUUUAAUAACAUUUUAAUUAUCAAUUAAUUAGCAAUUUUAACAAAAUUACUCAAUGUGUAUGGCUAUACCGGUAUAUGUAAGAUAUUAAAUAGCAUAUGCAAUAAUGCAAUUAUAAUGCAACAUACAAUUGUGAAGAAAUGGUAAAUGAAUUAGACUAGAAGGUAUUAAAUUUCAAUAAGUAUAACUACGAUUGCUGUAAGCUAGAAGGCAUUCAAAUAAGUUUGCUUGAUAAGUAUUUAACUUAAAUAUGCAUAUUUUGUGUCAAUAAUUAAAAUAAGGAUAAUGUCAGUAUGCAUAUUUUGUGUCAAUCUUUAAAAAGAAAUAAUAUAUAACAGGGUUGUUUUUCACAUAUGACAUUAAUAAACAAUGCUCAGAUUGUUUUAUAAUGUCAAACAGUAUGCCAAACAUUUUGGUUAAUUCCAUGUUUUCAUUACUUUUCUGUUUGAAUGGGUUUUUCUUUUUAAAUGUUAUUUACUACUUAAGGCUAACAAUGUAUAUUUAUCAUUUUUAUUUAUCAGUUCAAGAUUGUGUUUCAUGAUUUCUUGCCUAAAAUAUUUUGUCAUUGCAUGUUAUUGCAUGUACUGUGUGUGUAACUUAAUAAAUGUAACACAUAGCAAUUAUAAUCUCAGUUAAGUUUAUUUCUUGCCAAUAUAAAAUGCAAAGUGUACAUGAUUAAAAUGCUAUUUAAAUUGCAUAACUGUAUUGGGAUCCAAAAUAGAAAAUAAAAUGGCACAAAUGAACAGUGAACCUACACUCACAAAUACUACAUAACUUGAAUUAAGUAUAUUUGUCUCGUUGGAUAUAGUAUUAAAAGCAGAAGUAAUGGUAGAAAUGA